AUGGCUAGCUCCGCAGCAGGUCGAGAUGUCCCCAACGCUCCGGCGCGAGGCGAGCCGGAGCCGUUGGAGCCGACCCAUCCCGAGCCGGCCUGUCGCGAGGCACAGAAAUGGAUAGAGGCAGUAACAGGGAAGAGCUUUGGAGACAAGGACUUCCGCAGAGCACUGGAGAACGGCAUCCUGUUAUGCGAGCUGCUGAGUGCAAUCAAACCAGGGCUGGUCAAGAAGAUCAACAGACUGCCCACCCCCAUUGCUGGGCUGGACAACCUGUCAGUCUUCCUGCGGGGCUGUGAGGAGUUGGGCCUGAAGGGCUCCCAGCUGUUUGACCCUGGGGACUUGCAGGACACUUCUAUACGAGCUAACCUCAAGGACUCCGACUGCAACCGCAAACUAAAAAAUGUGCUGAACACAGUGUUCUGGCUGGGGAAGGCUGCCAGUGGCUGCGCCUCCUACAGCGGUCCUACUCUCAACCUCAAAGAGUUUGAAGGGCUUCUUGCUCAAAUGAAGAUGGAGAGUGAGGAAGUAGGCGACAGUCCACAGAAGCGCAGUGUUAGAGACAGCGGCUACGACUGCUGGGACUCUGAGAGGAGUGAGUCUCUUUCUCCACCACGACACACUCGCGAUAACUCCCUUGACAGUCUGGACUCUUUUGGCUCCCGCUCACAGCACAGUCCUUCUCCUGAUGUGGUGAAUCGAGGAAACAUUGACGGGCGAGGCAGCGACUCCGAGGCCGAUGCCUCCAGCAGGAAGCCAGAUGUGCGAAAGGAUGACAUGUUGGCCAGGCGGACUGCCAGCAGUGAAUCAAGAAGCUCCAUCCCCUUCAACCAGUUUCUUCCUAAUCGAACCAAUGCCAGCUCCUACAUCCCCACUACGCGACGAAAACCACAUGCAGAGGAGGGAGAGCAGCGGAGGAUGAGCCAGCGAGUUUCUUUUAUGUCUGAGGACACAGAGAGUGUUAGUAUGAGUGACAUGCUUAAUGAGGAAGAGAUGGGACAUUUACCCCCACUGAGCCAAUCACGAUAUGAGCGCAUGCAAGAGCAGUACAACAGCCUUCGGGAAGAGGAGGACCACUGGCAAGAUGACUUGGCUCGCUGGAAGAAUCGCCGUCGCAGUGCGUCACAGGAGCUGAUCAAGAAAGAGGAAGAGAGGAAGAGGAUGGAGAAGAGGAUGAAGGAGGAGGGAGUUGAUGGCAGCAAGAGGAAAAGCAUUAAGACCUACAAAGAGAUCCUGGAGGAGAAGGAGCGCAGAGAGGCAGAGUUGUGUGAGGCCUACAGGAAUGCAGCGACUCCAGAAGAGGCAGCCAUGGUUUUGCAGCGUUACGCUCUCCGCUUCACCAUCAGCGACGCAACAUUGGACAGCCUAAAACUGCCCAGAUCCACCUCGAAACCCAAAGUGCACCUAAGUCAGGUGGACAAAGAGCACAAGCCCUCAUCACCUAAUAAUGACUCUGAAACAUCAGAACCUCUGCGAAAACCAGAACCAGCUGUCGUAACAGAACCAAGGCACACAAAACCUGAAGAAAUGGAGUCAGAAGCAACUGUUCAACACGAGACAUCAGUUUCUGUCUCCACCAGCUCCCCAACACCUAACAGUCCCCUCGCCACAGACAUAAACUUACAAAAUAUACCACCUCAGUCAUUAGAACUUAAUGAACCUCAAUCCAAACCGACAGAGUCUCCAACCAUACAGCAGAAACAUCCGACUACAGGAGAUGAACAGCCUCAGACCGAGCACACACCGCCUCAGAUCGCACAAGUGCAGCCUCACACCACACAGCCGGUACACACACUCCCCUCCCCACCAUCUGUGCCCUCCAGACCUGUCCCCCUCCUGGCAGCCAAACCCUACUGCCAGCCCGGAAACAUGCCGUCUGGACAUAAACCUGUCAAGAUGGACGGGUUGGUCCGCGUGAAUGGCGAGGCAACGGAGGAUUUAUCUGUGUCCACCCGACCUGCCUCCCCUCAGCACUCGCUACAGGAGAUUAAAGACGAUGCCUCCAACCAGACAGAGAAAGAUGUUCCCCCUGAGGAGACUGUGAAAAGUCGGGAGACAGCAGAGCAGCUGCCACCUCCGGAGACAGAGAAGUCAACCACCUCUACAGGCUCUGCCAUCAGCUCUUUGGUUGGAGGCCGAAACCGUAUCAUCACAACAACUAUUGUUACAGAGCUCACGCAGACUCUCGUGGAGCCUCAUCACCUGGAUAUCCAAAUCAAUGGACAGGUCAAUGGAACCACAGGAGUGAGUGGGAUACCAGCACAGGAAGAAAAGGCUCAGUCAGCUACAUCAACCAACAGCAUGCAAGAAUAUUCUCCCACUGUCACAGAAGGACUUGAGGAGAGCAGUAUGACUGAGCAAUACCAGAGAGAACAGGAGAAGCUGAAGAAGGAGUGGGAAAAAGCACAGCUAGAGGUGGAGGAGGAGGAGCGAAAACACAAUGAGGAGGAAAGACGGAUUCUGGAGGAGACUGUAACACCCCUCAAUCCCACUGGCAUGUUGAACAAGCGGUUUGGCCAGACAGAGAGGACUUCAUCAGCUUCAGAUAACAACGAGAUGGAGAAGAGAAGUGUUCUCCUGCAGCAAAACGGCCAAAGAAUCUCCGCAGGGAACGAGGAUCAGCAUAGAUCGAAGCUGCUUUUUUUCCAGGAUUCUGCAUGUGAUGGUGAACCUCCAAAGAAACAGGAACUGUGGAAGACGGCGUCUUUAGACCGCAACCCACAGCUAAACCAGUCCCAUGGUGUUAAAAGGUCUGGAUCACAUGAUGUUGUAACAGGCAAACAGCAGUCCUCCUCCUCAUCACCACAGCCUCCCUCACCCAGCAGGUGUGUUAGUGGGAAGAGACUAUGUUCUGGUUGUUCUCAACCUCUGGGAAAAGGAGCUGCCAUGAUCAUCGAUACACUGGGACUGUUUUUCCACAUACAGUGUUUCAAGUGUGGAGUAUGUGAUGGGCAGCUGGGUGAUGCCACUGCCGGGACUGACGUAAGGAUUCGUAAUGGGCUGCUCAGCUGUCAUGAGUGCUAUAUUGCAUCUCGGGGCAGAGGACAGCCCACCACACUAUGAUGACCUGCAUUAGAACUGGAACCCCACCAUCACCGUCGUAGUCUGCGAUUGGGCGGAGAACGAUUCUAGAACCUUGAAUCACAUUCUGGAACACUCUCGGAAUCUCUUCGGAACUUUGGAAUCAUCAUCAUUUUUCUUUCCUGAAAUGCACAAGCAGCUUUAUGGAUGUUUCUGAGAGCAGAACACGUGGAACAAAAGACACAACAUCACAUGCACAUACAGUAUAGUAUGUGCGUCUUAACUGUCCACAUGUAUACACUUCCUUUUACUAUGUGUAGCAUGGACAUAAUUAAGAAAACCAGUAUGUUUAGGCCUAAGGACAUCCAUACGUAGCACCGUCAAGACACAAAAAUAAGGAUCUGUUCUGUAACAAGCUAAACAUCUUACGCUACGAGCUAAACGCUACUGUCUUUAACACAACGCAGUCUCAAAAUGUUGAUUCAUUAACCCCUGCUUCUGCACUGAUCGCGUGACUCCACUCCGAGUGUGUCGUAAACUGGUUUGGGUUGGAUAACUUGAAGUAGCUUGACCAUUAUAAUGCCUUACCCAUCAUACUUUGUCAUUCAUUUUGGGUUUUGUGUUUACACUUCUGCAUGAAACAAGAACAUAUAUAAGUUAUUGUGAGUAUUGCUCAGAUGGAUAGUGUGAGUUUGACAUAGGUUGUUAUCUUGUCAACAGUUGAACUUUAGCUUUCCUCUUGUAUGUUGUACAUCACAACAAUAUUUUAGAAUUUUUGGGAAUCUUUCUAACUUACACAAGCUUUUCUUUCUUAAUUCAUUUUACGGGAAUGAGAAUGCAUUGAAUGAAGUAAUAGUAUUUGUUCCUUUGAUUUUAAAUAUUUUCUCUUUAAGACGUUUUAGCCAUUGUUUAUUCUCAUAGACUGACUGCAUCUCAAUCAGUGCCUUAUGUAAUGAAUGCGAGGGCUAGUGUACUUUAUGUGCAGGAGUAUUUCUCACUCACAAAGACCUCUGGGUCUUGGCACAUUGUGUGCGUUUGUGUGCAUGUGUGUAUGAAAUAAUGCAUAGGUAGGUAUGUGGGUAUGUAUACAAUGUGUGAUUUGACUUGAAGCACAGUUCCGUACCAGCAAAAAAAAAAAAAAGAGAAAGUCAAAUGGAUCAGCCACUCCUAACCACCUUCUGUUCUCUUCCAUCCUUUCCCAUGAGCUAAACCAAUGACACAGUUAUUUGUGGAUUCCCUGUUAAUUACACCCUGAUAAUAUAUCAGUUCACAAUGUCCUAAAAUCUCUCCUCAUCUGCCUCUAUCACAAGUGUUGCCUCCCCAGAGUCUGAGCUGAACUGCUCUCUGUGUGGUUGCCUCUAUCUGGACACCUGACAGCGUCUUCAUCACUCAGAGGAAUAGAGCGCCUAGUUCAUUGUCUUUUAUAGCAAGUGUAUGUUUAUCAAUA
Molecule: messenger RNA, 4459 nt
Organism: Xiphias gladius (swordfish)
Lineage: Eukaryota; Metazoa; Chordata; Actinopteri; Istiophoriformes; Xiphiidae
Product: LIM and calponin homology domains-containing protein 1-like
Exons: 23
Coding region: 1-3054 (1017 amino acids)
Biological process (GO): positive regulation of stress fiber assembly; regulation of focal adhesion assembly
Cellular component (GO): stress fiber
Molecular function (GO): myosin II head/neck binding
Source: RefSeq, a predicted model, not a curated record